AUGGGUGCUAAGAAGGGGAGACUAGAAAUUUCAGGGCCUUUAUUGCUGCUACAGUUAUGGUCUUGGUCCCAUUUGCCACUUGGUCGCCCUAAAGUUAUUUUUGAGAAGCCCAAAGAAGGAGAUGAACCUGACGAAGAAGAAGAUGAACACGAAGUACACUUGGAUUAUAACCCUGUUUUUGGAGCAAAGUGGUGUGCUGCACAUGCGUUUGAUGUCCCUCACAAUGCUGGUACUGAAUAUUAUAGAAAUCAAAUUGAUUUGAUUCCAGAAGGUGUAGUUGAUUGGCAACCAUAUGAUGAUCUUCUAGAGCAGAUGCCUUUCGAAGUUCAUCAAGAUUCUGAUUGGUGGUUUGCUAGAGUACCGCUCAUGCAUUUUUGGAUUGUGGAGUUCCACUAUCCACAUAAGGUGAUGCGGCAAUUUGGAUUAAGACAACCCAUUCCACCUUCUCUUCCACGUGGCGAGGCAGAGGUUUGGAGACUUCGAAAAAUUAAGCAUUUUGCAGGAAAAUCGAAUAAUUGGGAGUUAGUCCAUGCGAAUUAUGUUCAAGAAUACAAUCGUGUUGAAGCAAGAGUGUGGCCAGAGUACAUUCACUUUGAUGUAGCUAGUUUACCUGAGUAUAGACAUUGGUUCCAGCAAAAUGGUAUGUACACAAUAUUAUUUGACUCUCAAUGCUUAGGAGGCCUAAAUGAACCUAUCACAUAUCCUCGAGAUAGCAUCGAAUGA
Triticum aestivum (bread wheat) is the source of this 723-nucleotide messenger RNA. RefSeq names its product serine/threonine-protein phosphatase 7 long form homolog. Gene Ontology annotation, biological process: meristem maintenance; meristem development. Bases 1 to 723 code for a protein of 240 amino acids. Lineage: Eukaryota; Viridiplantae; Streptophyta; Magnoliopsida; Poales; Poaceae. The transcript has 2 exons. The record is from RefSeq and is a predicted model, not a curated record.